This is a messenger RNA of Oldenlandia corymbosa var. corymbosa, 1260 nucleotides long. Lineage: Eukaryota; Viridiplantae; Streptophyta; Magnoliopsida; Gentianales; Rubiaceae. The record is from the annotation of a GenBank genome assembly.
AUGUACGAGCUCCAGUUCGCCGUCCCAAUGUCCGGGGCGGUCUUGAACAACAUCAACACGCGCCUAGCCGCCAGAACCAUCUCCGUGAUCCUCCAGCACAGCGAGUCAAAGCUCGUGUUCGUUGACUUUUAUCUCAAGUCAUUGUUCUUGGAAGCCAUUUCCGGUUUGCCUAAAGGCUUGAGUACUACUCCGAUGCUUAUCUUGAUAUCUCCCGAAUCCGAUGAUGCAGCUGAUAGAAACUCCGGUUCCUCCGGGCCUAUGGCGGCUUUGAUGAUACUUAUGAGGCCAGUUUAUCUAUGGAUGGUUCCGAUGUUUCACACAAACGGUUGGAGCUACAGUUGGGGGAUGUCGGCGGUCGGAGGGACCAACAUUUGCUUAAGGAGAUUCGAUGCCGGAGUCAUUUUUAAGCUCAUCGGUUUACACAAUGUCACCCACAUGUGCGGCACUUCGAUUGUGCUAAACAUGUUAGCCAAUUCUCCCCUCGCAAAGCCGUUGAAAAACCCAGUACAUUUCAUGACCUCCGGCACUCCGCCGCUGGCGACGGUGAUUCUCCGGACGGAGUCAUUGGGCUUUGUUGUCAGUCGUGGAUAUGGGCUGACGGAGGUUGCCGGCGUGGUGGUUUCUUGUGCGUGGAAGCCGGAAUGGAAUUCACUUCCGGCGAGUGAUCAGGCUAAGUUGAAAGCAAGGCAAGGUGUGAGGACCUUAGGGUUGAUGGAAGUCAACGUGGUUGAACCAGAAACGGGUCUUGGAGUGAAGAGAGACGGGUCAACGAUGGGUGAAAUCGUUGGUGGAUCCGUGAUGUUGGGUUACCUUAAAAAUCCCAAGGCAACGUCGAAAUGUAUGAUAAACGGUUGGUUCUACACUGGAGAUGUCGGCGUAAUGCACCCGGACGGUUACUUGGAAAUUAAGGACCGGUCUAAGGAUAUUAUAAUUAGUGGUGGGGAGAAUGUGAGUAGCAUGGAAGUGGAGUCGGUGUUGUACAUGAAUCCGGCGGUUAAUGAGGCGGCGGCGGUGGCCCGGCCGGAUGAUUAUUGGGGUGAAACACCGUGUGCGUUUGUGAGCUUGAAGGAAAAAGGGUUGACGGGGAGGCCGACGGAGAGGGAUAUUAUUGAGUUUUGUAGGGCCAGGUUGCCGCAUUAUACGGUCCCUAAGACCGUGGUUUUCAUGGAGGAGCUCCCUAAGACCGCCACCGGAAAAAUUGAGAAGUUGAGUCUCAGGAACAUUGCUAGCAAAUUGGGUUUCAAAGACGGAUGUAGUUAA